This is a messenger RNA of Heterocephalus glaber (naked mole-rat), 10336 nucleotides long. The record is from RefSeq and is a predicted model, not a curated record. NCBI's taxonomy places the organism in Eukaryota, Metazoa, Chordata, Mammalia, Rodentia, Bathyergidae.
UGGGCAGCGGGGGAGGGGAGAGGGUGUGCAUGAGUGUGUGUGUGUGUGUGUGUGUGUGUGUGCGCGCGUGCGAGUGUGCGUGAUGGCUUCGCAGAUUUGGGUUUUUAUCACCCAGCGGAGCCAGCAGCCACUUCGACACAGUGCCCUCACUGUAGGGACCCGCGGGGACGCAAAGGGAAAGCGGCGCGCUACGUGGCUGGGUUACCCCCGGCUCCAGGCCGAGCGUAGCCGGGACGACCAUGGACCUGCACGGCGGCCACCGGCUUGGCGCUCGGCCGCCCGCGGAGAAGCCCUGUCCGCCGGCGUGCUGACUGGCACGCCGCCCCUGCCGCCAGUGACCCCGGACACCGCCUCCUCCGUGCCACUCGCGCGCCGCCCGCGCGCCCAGCCGCCCCCGGGCCCCGGCCACGCUGCUCCCGGGAGGUGGCGGCUGGCCGGGGCCGGGGCCGGGCAUGGAUGGCCGCGACUUUGCACCGCCGCCGCAUCUGCUGUCGGAGCGCGGGAGCCUGGGCCAUCGCGGCGCCGCGGCCGCGCGCCUCGCCCCGUCUGGUCCCGCCACGCAGCCGUCAGCGCACUUCCAGCCGGGGAAAUACUUCCCAUCGCCUCUGCCCAUGGCUUCGCACACAGCCAGCAGCCGCCUGAUGGGAAAUUCUCCAGCCUCCUCUUUUAUGGGCAGCUUCCUCACCGGCAGCCUGGGCUCGGCAGCUUCCACGCACCCCAGCGGCCCCACCUCUGCCCCCUCUGAGCAGGCCUACCGAGGCUCCCACCCUGGCACCUCCCAGAUCUGGUUCUCCCACUCCCAUGAAGCUCCGGCGUACCCCAGAUUUUCGGGGAGUCUGGCAUCCACUUUCCUACCCGUGAGCCACUUGGAUCACCAUGGAAACAGUAAUGUUCUCUGCGGGCAGCAUCGUUUCUAUGGAACCCAAAAAGAUAACUUCUACCUGCGCAACCUGCCCCCGCAGCCCACGCUCCUGCCUGCCAACCACAACUUCCCUGGUGUGGCCCGGACUGCGCCUGCUCACCCCAUCGGCUCCUGCAGCCGUGACCGGGCUGAGGCUGGGCCCUCUCAGAAAGGCCCCAAGGAGUUUGACGGCUUCCUCAUGGGCAAAGAAAUGGGCAAAGAGAAGGCCAGCAAGGUGGCAGAAGGCAGGGAGCGACCGGCAGCAGAGGAGGACAGCAGCAAGGAGCGGCCCAAGCUGGUGCCCAUGCCAGCUGAUGGGCCCUGCAAAGAGGGUGGCCCAGUGCCCCGGGGCUCCUGUGAGGGCCGCCCCAAACACCCCGCCUCCUGCCUCCUCAACGCCAAGGUGCUCAAUGACGACCUGGGCAAGGCCCCACUGGCCAGCUGCACAGGGGCUGUGCUGGGCCGGCCUGGCGUCAGCGUGGCAGCCUCUGGACGCUGCGCCAAGGAGCCAGUGGGCCACACAGAGCCCGGGCCAGCCUUCAGCGAGUGCCUGGAGCGGCGACAGAUGCUGCACCACACGGUCCCCUACACGGUGCCCUCUGGCCUGCCCACCGGGCCACCCCCGCCCCUCAGCACGGCCUCUGGCUCCUUCCCCUGCCUGCAGCUGCACGCGGGCCCAGAUGGGCUCUGUCCACUGCAAGACAAGGUCCCCCGAGACCUCAAGGCCAGCAGGCCCACCUUUGUGCCUUCUGUGGGACACCUGGCCGAUAAGAGCCGCCCCUUCCAGGCAGCUGAGGCCUGUGCUGUGGCAGGGGAGGGCAAGGACCGACACCUAGACGGGGCGAUGGCCCCUGACCACGUUGUGCCCUAUGGGGUCUCCUAUGCCCACCUGAAGGCCGAGGGCAAGGUCGAGCGGCGACCUGGAGGCUUUGAGGCAGCCCUGAACCCCCGACUGAAGGGCCUGGAGUAUCUCAGCACUGGCCCCGAGGCCCCCUUUCCUGGACUCCCCAAAGCCAGUCUGGAUAAAAGUGGCUACUUCGAGUUGCCUGCCCCUUCCCAGGACUGUGCUCGGCCCCCUCACCAGGACCCACUGGGCGGGAAAGCCACCCAGGCCUGCUGCACUUUAGACAAAGCCGUCAACAAGGAGGCUCCCGCCGGUGCCCCCGGGGGCCAGAAGGUGGCCCGGAUCCGGCAUCAGCAGCACUUGGUGGCCCCUGAAGUUGAGCCCGGAGGCAGCGGGGCUGAGGCCAAGCGUAAGUCCCUGGAGCUGGCGUCUCUGGGCUAUGGCGGGCCUCACUUGCCCCCCUGGAGCAUCCAGGCGGGUCAGGCCACCACCAUGGCCAUCAGUGAGGAGCGCAAGGGCAGUGCCUACCUGGACCCCUUCGGCAGUGGCCUGCAGCAGGCAGCCCUCCUGCCCCAGGAGCUGCCUACCCCACCGGACGAGGUCUCCGCCAUGAAGAACCUGCUUAAAUAUAGCAACCAGGCCCUCGUGGUGGGCCAGAAGGCUCCCUUCGUGGGUCUGGGUGGCCUCAAAGCCAGCUGUGUCCAGCAGGAAUUGAAGUUCCCGGCCUCCAAGGGCCCAGGCUCGGUAGAGAGGCCUGACUGUGCCCGCAGCCGGGAGCACGACACCCCACACGGAGAUGGGGAGGUGCGGCAGCCCCCUGUGGGCAUCGCAGUGGCCUUGGCCCGGCAGAAAGACACAGCGAGCCGGCCCGAGACGGGCUAUGGCACUAACAGUGGGCGGCAGGGCCGGGCAGCCACCGCCUUCAAAGCUGGUGGGGGCCCCCGAGCCACACAUGCGCUGGACCUGGAGAGUGAGGAGGAGAAGACGAGGCUGUGUGAUGAGCGCCUGGGCCUGGCCGGCCGUGAGCUGCUGCUACAGGACAACAAAGACCUCGUGGAAUUUGCCCGGAUCCAUCCCUCAAGCAGCUGCCCCGGAGACCUGGCCCCCCACCUCAUGAUGCAGGGGGGCCAGCUGGGCAGGGACCCAGCCUCCCACCCCCAUCCUGCCCACCCCCCCUGGCUGCCACGAACCCGCAGCCCCUCCCUGUGGAUGGGGGGACAUUCCUAUGGCCUGGGGCACCCCGCCCUGCACCAGAACCUGCCCCCUGGCUUCCCUGCCUCUGUGCCCGGCUCCAUGCCCUCUGUCUUCCCGCUCCCCCAAGACACCCCCACACAGCUCGUGAUCUUGCCCUCGGAGCCCACACCCCACGCAGCCCCCCAUGCGCUUGCUGAUGUCAUGGACCAGGCCUCGCUGUGGCCCCCGAUGUACGGGGCCCGGGCGCCGGCCUCCCACAUGCAGCACCCUGGCCAGCUCCCUGUUUACGCACGCUCUCAGCUGCUGCGACAGCAAGAGCUGUACGCCCUGCAGCAGCAACAGCAGCAGCAGCAGCACCAGCAGCAGCACCAGCACCAGCUGCAGCAGCAGCAGCAGCAGCAGCAGCAUCGGGCCGCCCAGGCCCUGGAGAUGCACCGGGCCGCCCAGCUCCAGCGGAAGUCCGAGGACAGCCACCUGGAGCUGGAGGAGCCCACCCGGGAAAAGGCCCUGACGUCCAGCCACAAGCCAGUUGCCUUAGCCCCCAUGGCCAAGGGCGCCCCCUCGCCCAUGGCUGCAGGCCCGGUCAAGCUCUCCCCCUGUUGCCACUCACCCGCCCUGAAGCCCCCGGCCAGCUGCCCCACACCACCUCCUCAUCCCAGUGCCCCCUGCACUUUAUCCAUCUGCCCCGCCAGCAGCCCCGGGCCCAGCUCUAAGGUGCCCAGUGCCGAGGACGAGAAUGGGCAGUGCCGGCAGGCCGGGGCCGACCUCACCACAUUGGAACCAGACCUGCCUCCUGGACACCUGCACCCUAUGGCGGGCAUGGGCUUCUCCUCCCUGCCCUCAUCUGAACUCUCGGGCCCCAAAACUAUGCAAACCGCUGCCACAGGGCCCCAGCCUGAGCCUGCAAGGACGUUCCUGCCUGGGGAGCUGCCCCCACAUAGCCCUGGGAGCCUGGAGGCACCUGGGCUUCUCUCAGGGGCCAGGGAGGCCACACCAGACCUUGCUGCCACUCCCCACCCUGCCAAGCAGGGACCCCAGGAGAAGGCAGAGAACCCCAGCCCACUUGAGGGGCUGCAAGAACUGAGAUUUGGGGCCCUCCUCGAGGGAGGGGCCCCCAAGGCCACUGGCCAGGCUCAUUCUACUCAGGGAGGGGCACAAGAGGAAAGCACCAGGGCGGAGGGGACACAGGGGUCCCCAUUGGGGGUCUCCCCCCAAGCUCCAGAGCAGCAAGCAGGGAGCCUGGAUGCCCUGGAUGAGGACAAGGAAGAUGUGCUGCAGGCCCCAGAGGAGGCCUCACUGCAGGAGGAGCCCCAGCUGGAGGAGGAGAACAUGGGGGACUCGGAGGAUGACUGGGGGGCUCCCAGCAGCAGCCACCCACUCAGGGCACUGCCAGGCCUGGAUGCCUUGGUGGCUGCCACUGUGCACCUAGGGGACCUGCCUAGCGUCAACGUGCCGGAUCCUCAGCCCUCGAUGGCCUCUGGGCCCCGCAGCGAGGCCCCUCGGCCCCCCAGCUCAGGGAUUCACGGGAUUGCCCUGCUCAGCGAGCUGGCCGACCUGGAGAUCCAGCGGCAGAGGAGUGAGCUGGCCACACAAGCAGAAGACGAGGACGUGCUGGCCUUCAACCUGCAGCACCUAGCCACGCUGGCCACAGCCUGGUCCCUGGUGGAGGCCGCCAGCCUGGACAGCACAGUGGCUUCUACCCAGCCCCCAGCUGCCGACCUUCAUGGUGGCCCCAGGCUCACACCCCGCAUGCAGAUCCUACAGCGCAAGGACACCUGGACCCCCAAGACCAAGCCCGUCUGCCCCCUGAAGGCCGCCAUCGACCGUCUGGACACCCAGGAGGUGGAGAUGCGCGUACGGCUGGCAGAGCUGCAGCGGCGCUACAAGGAGAAGCAGCGGGAGCUGGGUCGCCUGCAGCGUAGACAUGACCAUGAGAGAGAAGAAGGUUCCCGCAGCAGCCCGGCAAGGCGGGGUCCUGGCCGGCCGAGGAAGCGCAAACACUCCAGCUCGCUGCCUGCCUUGCGGCCUGGGGGCCAGCUCUCCAGGAGUGAUGGCAAGAAAGCCAAGACAGUGCGGGCCAACUUGAGCCUGCUGUGUGCAGAGCUUCAAGGCAGCGAAGAGCCCAUGAAGAAGCGGAGCAAGCUGGAGAAGAGCGUCUACUUGGGCCUGCAGACGGCCUCUGCGGAGAAGAUUCGGUGUAAGAAAAGCAGCAGCCAGGGCGAGCUGGCAUCCUCGGUGGCCCACAGGGUGGCUCAGCUGAAGCCGAAAGUCAAGAGCAAGGGGCUGCCUACUGCCCUCAGCCCCUUCCCUCGGAAGGAAGCCGCCCCAGGUGGGCGCAUCCGGAAGAAGCUGUCCCGAACCAAGAAUGCCAAGGUGUCUGGGGCAGCCCAGCACGCGCAGCCUGAUGGUGAUGGUGUCAGGGAGAUGCCCAGGUUCCCAGCCCAGCCAGCGGGAACUGUGGCACAUGAGCCAGGCAGUGGCUCUGACAGCGAGGACUGCCAGGCGCUCCUGGGGACAGAGGCAGCCCCCAAGGACCCCAGGCUGGUGCUGCACCCUGGGGCUGGCGUGGCCGUCCUGGGACCCUCGCCCUCCUCUGUGGUCAAGAUGGAAGCCAACCAGAAGGCCAAAAAGAAGAAAGAGAGGCAGGGCCUGCUAGGGGCCUGCCGCCUGUCCAGCCCCGAGAGCGAGGUCAAGAUCAAGAGGCGGGCAGUGAAGGCCAAGGUGGGCGCCAAACUAGAGCGGGCCCCGGGGCGGCGGCCCCCAGGUGCACCGGGCAAGAAGAAAGCCAAGGGCAAGGCCAAAGGCGGCCUGAGGGCAGAGCCGGGGACUGGCGCCAGCAGGGACCCUCUCUUCAGCCCCACCCGGGCCUUCGCCUGCCGAGACGAAGGCAAAUUGGCCAGUGAGCGCCUCAAGAGAGCCACACGGAAGAGCACCAUGCUGCAGCCGGUACUUCGGCGGAAGAACGGGGCUCUGUCCAUCACGCUGUCAGCCCGCAACGCCAAGGCCAUCCUGGGGAAGGGCAGGAAGCUGGGCAAGGUGAAGAGCAAGACCGUCAGCAAGCAGGGCCAAGGUCGUGCCGUGAGCCAACUGCUAGAGAGCUUUGCUGUGGAGGAUGACUUCACCUUCGACCACGACAGCAGCUUCUCAGAGGAGGAUGAGGAGCAAGAAGGGGAGGAGGAAGAGGCAUCCAGGGGCUUGCUGAGCGUUGAGCAGAGCGCUGCUCUGGCACGCUCCUGCACCAUCCACAAAGAAGACCUGCAGGAUGGGCUGCCCGUGCUCAUCCCCAAGGAGGACAGCCUGCUGUAUGCCGGCAGCGUCAGGACCCUGCAGCCCCCUGACAUUUACAGCAUUGUCAUCGAGGGUGAGAGAGGCAACCGGCCCCGCAUCUACUCACUGGAGCAGCUCCUGCAGGAGGCGGUUCUUGAUGUCCGGCCACAGUCCAGCCGGUACCUGCCACCGGGCACCCGAGUCUGCGCCUACUGGAGCCAGAAGUCUCGUUGCCUCUACCCAGGCAACGUGGUCCGAGGUGCCUCCGGUGAUGAGGAGGAAGACCUGGACUCCGUGCUGGUGGAGUUCGAUGAUGGAGACACGGGCCACAUUGCCGUCUCUAACAUCAGACUGCUUCCUCCAGACUUCAAGAUCCAGUGUACAGAGCCCUCUCCAGCCCUGCUGGUGUCCAGCAGCUGCCGGAGAACCAAGAAAGCAUCCAGCGAAGCCCCCCCACCUAGUGAAGCCCCCACCCCCAGCCUGUCCCCCAAAGCGCAGGAUAGUUCCGAAGCAUCAAAGACUUCCGGGAAGAAAUCUGUCGGCAAGGACAAAGCUGGCAAAACUGACCUCCUCACCUCAGGUGCCAAAUCCCCCUCGGGGGCCUCAGACCACUUCCUAGGCCGCCGGGGCAGCCCCCUGCUCAGCUGGUCAGCAGUGGCACAGACCAAGCGGAAGGCAGUGGCUGCAGCGGCCAUGAGCGCCAAAGGCCCAGGGGUGCUGCAGAACCUCUUCCAGCUCAACGGCAGCACCAAGAAGCUGCGGGCCCGCGAGGCCCUGUUCCCUGUGCACAGCAUGGCCGCACCUGUGUUCGGCAACGGUUUCCGGGCCGACUCCUUCAGCAGCCUGGCCAGGUCCUAUGCACCCUUUGUUGGUGGGACUGGGUCAGGCCUGCCUGGGGGCAGCCACAAGCUUCUACGGGCCAAGAAGGCUGAGCGAGCGGAGGCUGAGAAGGCCGGGCGACGCCGGGUGGGCAGCGAGUUUCUAGUCAAACUGGACCACGAGGGAGUGACCUCCCCCAAGAACAAGAGCUGCAAGGCACUGCUUGUGGGCGACAAGGACUUCGGCCCCAAGCUGGGGCGGCCCUUGCCUAGCCCCAGUUACGCACAUCCAGCCCUCGUGGGCAAGGACAAGAAAGGGCGGCCGCCCGUCCACCCGCUGCCCAUGGGGCUGGCGCUGCGCAAGUACGCAGGCCAGGCCGAGUACCCCCUGGCCUGUGAUAGUGACUGCCCCAGCUCCUACUCAGAGGAGGACGAGGAUGGGCCGGAGCUGGCUGCCGGCGUGCCCUCCCGCUUCCUCACCCGGCUCUCCAUGUCCUCCUCCUCCUCGGGCUCGUCCACUUCCUCCUCCUCGGGCUCUGUGUCCACCUCCAGCCUCUGCUCCUCAGACAACGAGGACUCCUCUGACAGCUCAGACGAUGAGGACCCGGCCCUGCUGCUGCAGACCUGUCUCACCCACCCCGUGCCUGCCCUCCUGGCCCAGCCCGAGACCUUGCGCUCCAAGGGCGGCAGCCCCCAUGCCCAUGCCCAGCGCUGCUUCCUGUCCAGGGCCGCAGUGGCCAGUGCGGGCGCCGGCCCAAGUGUUGGCAAGUCCAAGCUCAAGCGCAAGGAGGCCCUGAGCUUCUCCAAAGCCAAAGAGCUUUCCCGGAGGCAGCGGCUGCCCUCCGUGGAGAACCGGCCAAAGAUCUCGGCCUUCCUGCCUGCCCGGCAGCUGUGGAAGUGGUCCGGGAACCCCACACAGAGGCGGGGCAUGAAGGGCAAGGCCAGGAAGCUGUUCUACAAGGCCAUUGUCCGGGGCAAGGAGACACUGCGCGUCGGGGACUGUGCAGUGUUCCUGUCGGCUGGGCGGCCCAACCUUCCCUACAUCGGCCGCAUCGAGAGCAUGUGGGAGUCCUGGGGCAGCAACAUGGUAGUGAAGGUCAAGUGGUUCUACCACCCUGAGGAGACCAAGCUGGGGAAGCGGCAGAGUGAUGGGAAGAACGCGCUGUACCAGUCCUGCCACGAGGACGAGAACGACGUGCAGACCAUCUCCCACAAGUGCCAGGUGGUGGGCCGCGAGCAGUAUGAGCAGAUGACCCGGGGCCGCAAGCACCAGGACCGGCAGGACCUCUACUACCUGGCAGGCACCUACGACCCCACCACUGGGCGCCUGGUGACGGCCGAAGGUGUGCCUGUGCUGUGCUGAGCCCACUGAGGCCUCCCGCCCUCCCCAGGCCCGCAUGUGGAGGUCAGGCUGAGCCAGGGGUAAGUCUGAAAAAAUAUGCAACCCCACUGAGGCGACACCAGGCUUUUCCACGACUGUCCCUGGAAAGAGCACCCUUGGCGUGGACUCGGGUCCCAUCCUGUCUGCCAUGGAGGGUCAGGCCGGCCCUCGAGGCCCUGCUGCUCUGUUUUCCCACGUCACAGUUCUCAAGAGAUUAGAACCCAAGCCAUAUACCCCUAGUACCUCCGACUGUCUCCCACCAGGGAAAGCAGAAAUCAGGUGUGUUGUCUAUUUAUUUCUCUAUGUAAAUAUUGUAUUUCCAUGGGGAAGUUUUAUGGAAAAAAAGUGGAAAGGCUUUUUCCCCACCCGCGUGACAUGGGUGUGCGUGUGUGUGUGUGUGUGUGUGUGUGUGUUUGCGUGCGCACGGCGGUUUUGUUCUGGAAUUACCUUUGGAAAUGCACUGUUCUCCUCAGCCUAGCUGAGUCCCCCGGGGCUUAGGGGGCCUAGGCCAUAGGAUGGCUGGAGGGACCCUUGCUGCCCGGCAGCCUCUGGGGCCUGACUGUAAAGCGAAAGGCACGCUCGCCUUUGCUUCAGUACAUCCUGUGUUGGGCUCGGGGAUGGUGAUCCGGGAGAAGGGAUUCUGACAACAAGAAAAAAACCAGGAUCAGCCUGUCCCCCACUCUGGGAAGGACUGCAGCCAUGUGUAUCUUACCUCUACUUAAGACAAAAACGAACAAAUAUUUUAUUUAUCAAUAAGAAAAAGUGAUGUUUUGGAUUUAUUUCCUAAGUAUUCCAAUUAUUUCUGAUUUCUGUUUCCUUGGCCAGUUUUCCCCAAGCAGAGCAAUUGGGCCCCAGCCCCUGUGCCCCGUGCCCUGUGGCCCCGCCGGAUUGCCCUUCACCCCCUUCCCUUUCCAGGGAGCAGCAGGGCUGCAGUGGUGGGGUGGCUGGACCAGGCCUUCUGGGCUGGGGCUGGACCGCAGUCCCCCACUCCUUCCACACCACAGGGCGGGCAGUGGCUGUGAAAGACACCCUUUCCCGCCUGACCCCUUCCCCUGCCUCGCUCUCACUGAUGACCACGCUGGCCCUGGGAGGGGGCUGGCACCCUCAGACCCCCCUGCCCACCCCCUGGUGCUUUCUGGGCCUUCUCUGCAGCCACUUGCCAGCCCUGUCCCCAAGAGCCCAGGAGAGGCCGGCACCCUCCCGUCCCCCACAGAGAGCAGGCCAGUCCCACCACCUGGAGACCCCACCCACCCCACAAGGCCUCUGCCCUGCGGGAGCUGCAGGGAAGCCCCCGGGAGGCGAGAGGUGUGCAGGCACCCACUGGAGCCCCGGCCUCUAUUCCCUGCUCUGGCCAGUCAGGAGCACCCCACCCUGGGGCCUUGUUUUCCCCAAAGCGCCACUCCUGGCGGCUCCACUGGAACCCAAGGGUGGGGAGGGGGACCCUACACCCACCCCAAGUCUGCCCUGUGUCCCGCUCGAGUGCAAUAUUUCAUUCCUGGUGGUGCCUGGGGAGAUGGCCCUCGGUGCCCCUCACAGCUGAGGAACCAGAAAGUCGUCACGUGGAGGCAAAGGCCCAGCUGCCAGCCUGGGAUCUGCGCUGGUCUGGCCUGAGUGCAGGGACAGAGGCUGCUUUCCUGGCCACCUCUUUGCCUUCAGCCAGGCUUUCCCCUUCGUUUGUAUUUUUCUUUUCUCUUUUCCCUCCCUGUCUGUGUGCGUGCGGGCAGUGUGACCCCCCCUUCUCCGUGGUUAAACGUGGCGGAAGCACGAUUCUUGUACAUGUGUAAACUAAGAGGAUGGUUGGAUUUUUUUUCAAUGUAAACACUAAAAACACAAAGGUUUUAUGAACAGCAAACUCUAUGUAAAGGCAUUUUAGUAUUAAAUUUUUUAUUGAUAACUUGCUUAAGAAUAAAUAUAUGGACUAUUGUACAGGU